Messenger RNA from Haliaeetus leucocephalus (bald eagle), 864 nucleotides. RefSeq names its product gap junction protein, alpha 10, 62kDa (gene GJA10). NCBI's taxonomy places the organism in Eukaryota, Metazoa, Chordata, Aves, Accipitriformes, Accipitridae. The record is from RefSeq and is a predicted model, not a curated record. The transcript has 2 exons. Gene Ontology annotation, cellular component: connexin complex. Gene Ontology annotation, biological process: cell communication. Bases 1 to 864 code for a protein of 287 amino acids.
AUGGGGGACUGGAACCUGUUGGGCAGCAUCCUUGAAGAAGUGCACAUCCACUCCACCAUAGUUGGCAAAAUCUGGCUCACGAUCCUGUUCAUAUUCCGGAUGCUGGUGCUGGGAGUGGCUGCUGAAGAUGUCUGGGACGACGAGCAGUCCGAGUUCAUCUGCAACACGGAGCAACCUGGCUGCAGCAAUAUCUGUUACGACAAAGCCUUCCCCAUCUCUUUGAUCAGAUACUGGGUACUGCAGAUCAUAUUUGUCUCUUCUCCGUCGCUAGUUUACAUGGGCCACGCGCUCUACAGAUUAAGGGCUCUCGAGAAAGAGCGUCAGAAGAGGAGAGCCCGCCUGCGGGCUCAGCUGGAGGAUCUGGAGCCCAUGCCUGAGGAACACAGGAGAGUGGAGAGGGAACUGCGUAAGCUGGAGGAACAGAAGAAAGUGCAUAAGGCGCCCCUGAGAGGGUCCCUGCUGCGCACCUACGUCCUACAUAUCCUGACCCGGUCGGUGGUCGAAGUGGGCUUUAUGAUAGGUCAGUAUCUUUUAUACGGGUUUCACAUGUCCCCCCUGUACAAAUGCACUCGGCCCCCUUGCCCUAACACGGUGGAUUGUUUUGUGUCCCGACCCACAGAGAAGACCGUCUUUAUGGUUUUCAUGAACAGCAUCGCCGCGGUCUCCCUCUUCCUCAACAUCCUAGAAAUCGCCCACCUGGGCCUCAAGAAGAUCCAGAAGAGCCUCUACGGGCGGCCGCGGCGGCCGCCGGGCCCCGCCGAGGAGGACACCAGCCUCUACAACUCCAAGAAGAGCUCCGUGGGCACUCAGCGCUGGUUUGAUUUGUUUGAAUUUGACUUCCAGGAGACAGUCAUCAUGUAUUAA